Nannospalax galili (Upper Galilee mountains blind mole rat) is the source of this 3801-nucleotide messenger RNA. RefSeq names its product ankyrin repeat domain 34A (gene Ankrd34a). Gene Ontology annotation, molecular function: protein binding. The transcript is spliced from 3 exons. Lineage: Eukaryota; Metazoa; Chordata; Mammalia; Rodentia; Spalacidae. The coding region runs from base 1474 to 2967 and encodes 497 amino acids. The record is from RefSeq and is a predicted model, not a curated record.
AGAACUUCCUUAACCUUAUUACUUAACCAUGUUACAAAAGAUAAAUAGUUCCUACCUUAGAAUUGUGAAGACUGGAGAUAAUGUAUAGAAAGCACUUAGCAUAUAGCAUCAGCAACUAGUAAAAGAGGUAUUUUCCUUGCAAAUAUUUCUCCUCCUUCCCCAGUAACAUUAUUUUUAUCUUGUGGCCUCCACACUUCAAAUUACCUAGGAUCCUGGGUGAGUUUUCCAAACCCUUAGUAUACUUCCUGUGCCCCCACUUCCCUUGGUACCUUCCAGCUGGACACAAACUCAUUCCUAAAAUAUGCAGAUAGAAGCCUUGGUAACCAUGGAGACAGGGCAGGUGGCACGGAGAGGCAGAAAUAGAUUGGAAGAGAGAAGACGAGGAGUGAUUCAGGCAGGCACCUUCAAGUGAGAUGGAAAAAGGAGUCUAGGGAAGGAAUAAUGAGAUGUAAUGAGAGGGUGUGUAUUAGAAGUUUCGCUCUAUGGACACCCCCUAAAAGGGAAAGAAAAAUCUGGAAAUGCCCCUUGCCCUAAAAAUGUCCGGGGGUACCCGCCUUCCUCUCAUCUAAGGAAGAAGUGUGAGGGAGCUGAGACCGACCCAAGCGUCUCUAGGAUGUGUGCUGUUGAGAGGGCAGUGGCGAUGUACUGCUGUGUCUGAUUCCAGGCCACUCUUUUCCUGGCAUUUAAACUACGAGAAAGCAGUCACAUCUCUUGCCUCUCUGUGCACUACGUGUGGACGCCACUGCAGAUCCCAGUUGCCUCCCUGCACCCCUCUGCACAGUGUGCCAUAUGCCGUAUGUGGCAGUCAGGUCUGGCGCAUUGGCGCUCAUGGAGAUCUGCUGCAGCUCAGAAGAAUCCGGAUGGUUCCUGAAUGGGUCACGGAAGAGUGCCCUAAAGAACACUUAGGUUUGUUGGGGCUGAGGGGAGGUGGGUUAAGAAAGAGAAGUCAAGAUUGGAGCUUCUAGGUUUUUUUAAGGUUUAUGUGUGUGUGCAUGGGUGGGGAGCGGCUUGGUGCCGGACGCCCCCACCCGCAGAGACUGGGCUAUAAAUAGCACAUCAGAGCUCCGCCCCCCCACCCCCCACCCCACUUCUCUCCUCCGGAGCCGGCGCUGUGCCCGGGGCGCACCGGGAGGAGGGACCAGGAUCCACCGCCGGGGCGCAGAUACUGACACCCAGGGAAUCCGGGUGCCCCCCCAUGCCAUGUGGGCCCCCAGGCACCCGGCUCCUCCGCCCCGGAGGCCCCCGUGGCCCCGGCUUCAAUCCUGGCCAGGCAGAGAUUCCGCGGACAUUCAGGUCCCAAAUGCAAGCUGCUUCCUUCCCCCUACUCAAUUUUUGGGGAUGUGGCAAUCUAAAAGAGGGAUAGGCUUCACCACAGAGACCUCAGGCCUCUCCCAGCCACCACCCCCACACCCCUAGCCAUCUUCGGCAAGUCCCAGUCCCAGAUCCACCGGUGCUCUCGCCCCAGCCGCAGCUAUGCUGCACACCGAAGGCCACGCUCUUCUUCGGGCCGUGGGUCAGGGUAAGCUACGCUUGGCCCGUUUGCUUCUGGAGGGAGGAGCCUACGUGAAUGAGGGUGAUGCCCAAGGGGAGACUGCGCUAAUGGCGGCCUGUAGGGCCCGCUACGACGACCCCCAGAACAAGGCACGCAUGGUUCGCUACCUCCUGGAGCAAGGCGCGGACCCCAACAUCGCAGACCGCUUAGGGCGCACGGCGCUCAUGCACGCUUGCGCCGGGGGUGGGGGAGCCGCGGUGGCCUCUCUGCUCCUUGCCCACGGCGCAGACCCCUCGGUCCGAGAUCACGCGGGUGCCUCGGCGCUUGUCCACGCUCUGGACCGCGGGGACCGCGAGACCCUUGCCACGCUGCUGGACGCCUGCAAGGCCAAGGGCACGGAGGUCAUUAUCAUAACCACCGAUACCUCACCCUCGGGCACCAAGAAGACCAGGCAGUAUCUCAAUUCUCCCCCGUCCCCAGGGGUAGAGGACCCUGCACCCGCUCCUCCUAGCCCAGGGGUCUGCACGUCGCCUUCGGAAAUCCAACUGCAAUCUGCAGCAGCAGGAGGAGGACGGGGCUUGCUAUCCCCUCGCGCCCAGGAAGAAGAAGAGAAACGGGACGUGUUUGAAUUCCCUCUUCCUAAGCCUCCUGAUGACCCUUCCCCUUCUGAGCCUCUUCCCAAACCGCCUCGACAUCCUCCCAAACCACUCAAAAGGCUCAACUCCGAGCCCUGGGGCCUGGUGGCUCCUCCUCAACCCGUCCCUCCUGCUGAAGGGAGGCCGGGGAUGGAGCGCUUGACCUCCGAAUUCAACGGCCUGACCCUGACUGGUAGACCCCGUCUUUCCAGGCGUCACAGCACCGAAGGCCCGGAGGACCCGCCCCCAUGGGCGGAGAAAGUGACGGGCGGGGGUCCCCUCUCGCGACGGAACACUGCGCCUGAGGCUCAGGAGUCUGGUCCUCCAUCAGGGCUAAGGCAAAAACUGAGCCGUAUGGAGCCGGUGGAGUUCGACACCCCUGGACAUUUUUGCCCUGACUCGCCCGAGUCCAGCCGCCUGUCCCUGGAGCGUCGGCGGUACAGCGCCUCCCCGCUGACCCUCCCUCCCGCGGGCUCGGUUCCAUCCCCACGCCAGUCCCAGGAAAGUCUGCCCGGGGCUGUCUCCCCGCUGAGCGGACGGAGGCGGAGUCCGGGGCUGCUGGAGCGGAGGGGCUCCGGGACCUUGCUCCUGGACCACAUCUCCCAAACGCGUCCUGGUUUCCUGCCUCCGCUCAACGUCAGCCCCCACCCACCCAUCCCCGACAUUCGUCCCCAACCCGGAGGUCGGGCGCCUUCACUGCCUGCCCCUCCUCAUGCUGGGGCGCCAGGGUCUCCCAGGACCAAGCGCAAGUUGGUGAGACGCCACUCCAUGCAGACUGAGCAGAUUCGCCUGCUAGGGGGCUUCCAGAGUCUGGGCGGGCCAGGGGAACCAGGGCGCUGAGAGAAGGGAGAGGAGCCGAGGAGGGAGAGGAUCAGGACCCUGAUGGGACAGGCGGGAGAACCAGCUCAUCCCACGGACAUAGGGAUCUCUUGCAUGUGCUCACAGCACUGUGCACGCACACAUGGGUAAGCAUGUGUCCACAAGCACAGUAGACUUACUACCACGGAAGGAUAAAUACUGUAUUUACUGGGUGUAUAGACCCAUGCAUUCGUGCCCUGGUCAUUUCACACGCAUGUGGGAUUACUUGGGUACCCAUAGGCACAGCACACCAACAGACACAGAGGCCCACUUGUGCUAGGGUCCCAGACUCACUUGCAUUUGUUCGGAAGCAGCAGGGAGCCCCUACUUAUGGCUAAACUCCUGUAUCUUUGCCUUCCUGCAGAAAGAGCCCCUCGCUUUCCAUGUGUGCCCUGCAACACAGCCUCUCAUGACUUUGAACACUCUGCUUGCUCUUCAUGAACAUUUCGCCUCAUUCUGCAGGGCUUGUUCCCCCAUCCAUGCCUGGCUCCUUGUUCACACCCUGUUUCCGGCCCCAACCACUUUCCAGGACAUCUUCACUUUUCUCCGGGUUCCAGCAGCAGCCCUCCACCCCCCAGGUCUGCUGCUGCCCUUCAUUCCCUCAACCUCACUUCUGGCUUCCUGCUUUUGAUUCCCACCCUGCUCUACCUGAACACUACAACAGGUUGUCUUGUUUUCCCACGGUGUGGGUCAUGGGAUCUAAGUUGCUCUUCUGUAUGUCUGAGCUUAUGAACACCCCACACACACAGGUAAAGUGGGGAGUAACCCUAAAUCACUCUCUCCACUUGACAUGUCAAAUAAAUGUGUUCAGAAGUC